AUGAAUAACGCUGAAAAAGUUGAUUUGCUUUUAAUUUAUGGCGAAUGUCAACGGUUAAAUCAGGAAGGAAGAUUUCCUGGCACACAAAUAAACCAACAAAGGCAUAGAGGAAAUAUUUUUGAUGACGAUAAAGAAUUACAGGUACUAGCAUACAUAAGGGCUUAUCCACGUUCGUCAAUGAGGCAUGUUCCUCGCGAAAGUGGAGUUUCAUAUGGAGAUUCUAUUCGUAGGUUGGAAUUUAUAGCUUGGUUCAAUACUAAAUUGUAUGAUAACCCUUUAAUUGACAAUCAAUUUUUUUGGAGUGAUGAAUCAAAAUUCACUAACAAUGGAAUUAUGAAUAAACAAAAUCAUCGAUACUGGGAUGACACAAACCCACACUGGUCACGUGAAACUAAUUUCCAAACAAUCUGGGGAAUUAAUGUAUGGUGUGGGUUGGUUGGUGGAAAGCUAAUAGGACCGUUCUUUUUUGAUGGUACGCUUAUUGGCAGACGAUAUCUUAAUUUUUUAACCAACGAACUUCCAAGACUGUUAGAUGAUGUUUCAUUAGACACACGAGAACGUAUGUUUUUCCAGCAAGAUGGAGCACCAGCCCACAAUGCAAUUAUUGUUAGACAACAUUUAAAUAAAAUAUUUCCGAAUCGCUGGAUUGGUACUAAUGGCGCUGUUCCUUGGCCUGCACGAUCCCCAGAUUUAACGCCAUUGGAUUUUUUUUAUGGGGAUAUUUGA
Messenger RNA from Acyrthosiphon pisum (pea aphid), 726 nucleotides. RefSeq lists its product as uncharacterized. NCBI's taxonomy places the organism in Eukaryota, Metazoa, Arthropoda, Insecta, Hemiptera, Aphididae. Gene Ontology annotation, molecular function: nucleic acid binding. The record is from RefSeq and is a predicted model, not a curated record. The transcript is spliced from 3 exons. Bases 1 to 726 code for a protein of 241 amino acids.